Messenger RNA from Chenopodium quinoa (quinoa), 630 nucleotides. RefSeq lists its product as uncharacterized. The record is from RefSeq and is a predicted model, not a curated record. NCBI's taxonomy places the organism in Eukaryota, Viridiplantae, Streptophyta, Magnoliopsida, Caryophyllales, Amaranthaceae. The transcript is spliced from 4 exons. Bases 1 to 630 code for a protein of 209 amino acids.
AUGAAAACAGUUUCUCUUGAUGAGUUGUACAGGCUUAAUAAAUUUGAGCCUCAAUUGGUUACUAAUUUACACUUGGAAAAUCAUGCUGUUGUUGUUUAUACUCGUGCCAUAUUUUAUGAUUUUCAAGAAGAAUGCCAGGGAGCCUGUUUUUCAUGUGGUGUUGAAAGUUGUUGUUCUCUGUAUGGUGAUCGUGUGGAGUUUUCUGUUAUUCUUGAUCAUGAGAAAAGGAAAAAUUUUGAUUGUAUACGUGAAAUUCCUGAUGCUUAUAUCUUGAAUUGUUGGAGAAAAUAUGUUCUGAAGAAAGCUUAUGUCAUAGAUGUUGCUCUGGAUGAUGCUUCUAAUUAUGAUAAGAAGAAGCAAUUGAUGAUAUCAAAGAAUAAUCCUGAAAAUGCACCUAGUUCAAGAGUGGUAAAAGAUGCUGAUAUUCAAGUUUUGGUUGGGUCAAAUGAAGUUGAUGUAAAUGUUUUGACUCCAAAUCAGUGUCUUAAUAAAGGUUCUGCCAGAAGUUCAAAGAGGUUAAAGAGUGCAAAAGAAAUAGCUACUGAAGAAAAAUAUAAAAAAAGCAGAACCUGUAAAGCUUGUGGGCAAUCUAGUGUUUCCCAUGACAGUAGAAACUGUCCAAACAAGUAG